AAACAAAAUCUAAUUAUCUAAAGCAGAACCCAAACAAAACAGCUCAACUAUCAUGUGUGCACCCACACCACAUGGAUCAUGAUGAAGCAGCAGCAACUGCAUAACCACCUGCACAAUUCAUCAUUUCCAUUCCCAGAAUUUCUUUUCUUCUUUUCUCGAGAAACAAUCACUCCCUACAAACCCUAACUUCAAAUUAAUUCACCAGAUUACAUUUUCUUUCCGAAAUAAUGGCAGUUUCAGAAGAGGAAUGCUCAAAUGCAAAAUCUCGAUCAUCAUCUGCUUCAUCGAACAGAGCUCACUACUUAGCCAAGUGUGUUCUUAGAGGUAGUGUUAUUUUACAGGUCGUGUACGGUAAUUUUCGCGCUAUUUCCUCAAACGACAUCGUGUUCGGCAAGGAAACAUCCAUAGAGUUAGUAAUUAUCGGGGAAGAUGGAAUUGUACAGUCUAUUUGUGAGCAUCCUGUAUUUGGCACAAUUAAAGAUAUUGCUGUCAUACCUUGGAACGACAAGUUCUAUGCACGAAGCCCACAGAUGCAUGGAAAAGACCUUUUAGCUGUUACUUCUGAUUCGGGGAAGCUUUCUUUUCUCUUUUUUUGCAACGAAAUGCACAGGUUCUUUCCUUUAACACAAGUGCAACUUUCCAAUCCUGGAAACUCAAUAUAUCAACUAGGAAGUCGACUGGCUGUUGCUUCCAGUGGAUGCUUUGUUGCUACCAGUGCAUAUGUGGACCGAUUGGCUUUAUUUUCCCUAUCUGUAUCUGGGGGCAGUGACAUCAUUAAUGAGCAAAUUUUUUAUCCUUCUCAUAAUGAGGAUCAUACAAGUUUCACCCGAAGUAACCAGACGCCUAGUAUAUGUGGUACCAUAUGGAGCAUGUGCUUUAUUUCAAGGGAAUCAAGUCAAUCAAGUAAGGAGCAUAAUCCUGUACUAGCCAUUAUUGUAAAUAGGAGGGAUGAACAGCUAAACAUGCUAUAUAUGUUGGAAUGGAAUACUAGAGAGCAUACUAUAAAUGUUAAUUCUCCACCUUUUGAAGCUGGACCAGCUGCACACAAUAUUAUUGAAGUUCCUCAUUCUAAUGGCUUUGCACUUCUGUUUAGGGUUGGCGAAGUUCUAUUAAUGGAUCUUAGAGACGAUCGCAACCCCUGUUCUGUCUGUCGCACUCCCUUAACCGUCUUGCCUGCCGUAAUGGAUGAACAAAAUUUUUUUGACGAGUCAUGUCGAGUUCAAGAUGCUGACGAUGACAGUUUGUUUAAUGUUGCUGCAUGUGCUUUACUGCAGCUUCAGGAUUAUGAUCCCAUGUGUAUAGAUAGUGAAGAUGGUAAUAUAAAAUCUACCUCCAAGUAUGUGUGCUCUUGGAGUUGGGAUCCCGAAUAUGAUAAAACUCCAAAAAUGAUUUUUUGUGUAGAUAGUGGGGAGUUUUUCAUGUUUGAAAUUUUCUUUGAUUCAGAAGAACCCACUGUAAAUCUUUCUGGUUGUCUGUACAAAGGUCUACCAUGUAAAUCGCUUUUGUGGGUUAAAGGUGGUUUUAUGGCUGCUCUUGUAGAGAUGGGUGAUGGGAUUGUUUUGAAAGUUGAAAAUGAUAGGCUAUUGUAUGCAAGCUCGAUACAAAGCAUUGCACCAAUCUUGGACAUGUCUGUUGUUGAUUACCAUGACGAGAAACGUGACCAAAUGUUUGGCUGUUGUGGAGUGGCCCCUGAAGGGUCAUUAAGGAUUAUUAGGAGUGGCAUUAAUGUUGAAAAUUUAUUGAGGACGGCGCCUAUCUAUCAUGGUGUUAGUGGUGUUUGGACACUUAGAAUGAAAGCAACUGAUUUGUAUCAUUCUUUUGUUGUUUUAUCUUUUGUUGAAGAGACCAGAGUGCUAUCAGUGGGAGUUAGCUUUACUGAUGUGACGGAUUCAGUUGGCUUCCUUCCCAAUGUCUGUACUUUGGCUUGUGGACUUGUAGGUGAUGGUUUGCUUGUCCAAAUUCACCAAACUGCUGUUAGCCUUUGUUUACCCACCAAGGUUGCCCAUGUUGAAGGUAUACCUCUGUCUUCUCCAGGUUGCACAUCUUGGUUUCCUAAGAAUACGAGUGUCAGUUUGGGGGCUGUUGGAAAUAAUUUGAUUGUUGUUUCUACUUCUAAUCCAUGUUUUCUAUAUGUUCUUGGGGUCAGAUCGCUAUCAACUUAUCAUUAUGAGAUAUACGAAUUGCAACAUUUGAAAUUGCUGAACGAAUUAUCCUGCAUUUCGAUACCCCAAAAACAUUUUGAGCCAAGACGACCAAGUUCUAGCAAUAUCGUGGAUGAGAACUGUGCAUUGACAUUUCCAGUUGGAGUUGACAUUGGUAGUACAUUUGUUAUCGGUACACAUAGGCCUUCAGUGGAAGUUGUGUGUUUAAUGCCUGAUAAAGGCCUGAGAGUUAUUGCUCGUGGGACAAUAUCUUUAAUAAAUACUCUAGGAACUGCUAUCAGUGGCUGCAUCCCUCAAGAUGUAAGGCUUGUACUAGUUGACCGGCUGUACAUACUUUCUGGUUUGAGGAAUGGCAUGCUGCUUCGGUUUGAGUGGCCUUCUCCCUCUUCAGUUUCAUCAUUGGAACUAUCCCAUUAUGGAUAUCCAAUUGAUUCAUUAAUGUUUAAUGCUAGUAGUCCUUUAUCAAUUAUGCCUGCAGGGUUUUCUGAAUCACAAACAUGUUCUGUUGACUUAAUUGGCAAUAAAAUGGAUGACCUUCCUGUUAAUCUACAAUUGAUUGCAACCCGUCGUAUUGGCAUUACUCCUGUUUUUCUUGUUCCUCUGUCUGAUUCGCUUGACGCAGACAUGAUUGCCCUCAGUGAUAGACCAUGGUUAUUGCAAACUGCAAGGCACGGGCUCUCUUAUACUUCAAUAUCAUUUCAGCCUUCAACUCAUUCUACUCCUAUAUGUUCAGCGGAAUGUCCGAAAGGACUUCUAUUUGUUGCAGACAACAGUCUACAUUUGGUUGAAAUGGUGCAUAGCAUGAGGCUCAAUGUUCAGAAGUUUCAUCUUGAGGGUACUCCGCGAAAGAUCCUAUACCAUAGUGAUAGUAGGAUGUUACUUGUGAUGAGAACUGAACUAAGUAAUGACACAUGUUCUUCUGACGUAUGCUGUGUUGAUCCCCUCAGUGGUUUGGUAUUAUCAUCUUUUAAACUUGAAAAUAGAGAAACAGGAAAAUCAAUGGGGUUGGUGAGGGUGGGAACUGAACAGGUUCUGGUGGUUGGAACUAGUCUGUCUUCUGGUCCAGCUAUAAUGCCCAGUGGUGAAGCUGAAAGUACCAAGGGCCGCCUUAUAGUGCUUUGCCUUGAACAUUUGCAAAACUCAGAUAGUGGCUCAAUGACAUUCUGCUCGAAGGCAGGGUCAUCCACUCAACGAACUUCACCUUUUCGCGAAGUUGUUGGCAGCACUGCUGAACAGCUAUCAAGCAGUAGUCUUUGCAGUAGUCCAGACGAUAGCUAUGAUGGAGUCAAACUUGAAGAAACUGAAGUGUGGCAGUUACGAUUGGCUUGUGCAACCAAAUGGUCUGGAAUGGCAUUAACAAUAUGUCCCUACCUUGAUCGUUACUUUUUGGCUUCUGCUGGUAGUUCUUUUUAUGUAUGUGGCUUUCCAAAUGAUAAUCCCCAAAGAGUGAGAAAGUUUGCUGUAGCAAGGACGCGCUUUACCAUAGUUUCAUUGACCACAUAUUUCACUAGAAUUGCUGUUGGUGAUUGCCGUGAUGGCAUCCUUUUUUAUACUUAUCAUGAGGAUACUAGAAAACUGGAGCAAGUUUAUUGUGACCCAUCACAGAGAUUAGUUGCUGAUUGUAUCCUUCUAGAUGUUGAUACGGCAGUGGUUUCAGAUCGCAAGGGAAGCAUCGCUGUCUUGUCAUGUCCGGAUGAUUCAGAACGUAAUGCAAGUCCAGAGUGCAAUUUGACAUUGACUUGUGCAUAUUACAUGGGUGAGAUAGCUAUGAGCAUUAGGAAGGGGUCAUUUUCAUAUAAAAUUCCUGCUGAUGAUGUGUUGAUGGGAUAUGAUGUUGUCACCACCAAUGCUUAUUCUUCAAACAACACAGUUAUGGCCAGUACAAUUUUGGGAAGCUUAUUAAUUUUCAUUCCUUUGACAAGGGAAGAGCAUGAACUUCUAGAAGCUGUGCAAGCUAGACUUGUGAUUCAUCCUUUGACAGCUCCUAUUUUAGGAAAUGACCACAGUGAGUUCCGCGGCCGUCAAAAUCCGGUUGGAGCGCCUAAGAUACUUGAUGGUGACAUGCUGUCUCAGUUCUUGGAGCUAACAAGCCUACAACAAGAGGCAAUAUUGUCGGCACCUCUUAGCAAACAAAAUGCUGCUAAAAUGGGUUUAAAAUCACCGCCUUUGCCUAUCCCAGUUAAUCAGGUUGUACAACUCCUCGAGCGAGUUCAUUAUGCUCUCAAUUAGAAACACCUGCAUCAAUGAGAUUCAAAUUCAAAGUUAAGGCACCAGUCUCGCCAACUUUUUUCCGUUAGAUGGACCGAAUGGGAAUUCAAAAUUAAGGCACCACAGUCUCACCAACAUCUUGCCCACAGAUGAACAAUAAAGGAAUUCAAAAUUAAGGCAUCAACACCAGUUGCAAGGGGUAUGUAUUUCAGUUACCCCUUGACACUUUUGCUGUGAAGUACUAAUAUGCACACCUAGCCGCAAGAUGCUAGCUGUUAUCGUUGCGAAGUUGAUAGAUAAAGACACGAGGCUGAGAAGUUACCGAAACAUAAGAGCUUUUAUCAAACAGGUUUGGUGCCUUUGUUUCCUCUGCAUUGUAGCUGAAAGGGCUUUUUUGCUUCACCAAGAUAACAGGUCUACUGUAUUCAUAGCCUAAAUGCUAAUUCGGUAAUAUUUUUUGUCCAUUUAAUAAGUAAUAUUUAGAAAAGCACCCUUCAAUGUACAUUUUUAAGCAUAAAUUGUCACUAGCAGUAUGCUAUAGUUUUAUGGCUUAAUCCACCACGUGUUCCUGCA
Mercurialis annua (annual mercury) is the source of this 4943-nucleotide messenger RNA. RefSeq lists its product as uncharacterized. Lineage: Eukaryota; Viridiplantae; Streptophyta; Magnoliopsida; Malpighiales; Euphorbiaceae. Gene Ontology annotation, cellular component: nucleus; U2 snRNP. The transcript has 15 exons. Gene Ontology annotation, molecular function: U2 snRNA binding; protein binding. Gene Ontology annotation, biological process: mRNA splicing, via spliceosome. Bases 228 to 4391 code for a protein of 1387 amino acids. The record is from RefSeq and is a predicted model, not a curated record.